Molecule: messenger RNA, 3003 nt
Organism: Myripristis murdjan (pinecone soldierfish)
Lineage: Eukaryota; Metazoa; Chordata; Actinopteri; Holocentriformes; Holocentridae
Product: collagen and calcium-binding EGF domain-containing protein 1-like
Exons: 11
Coding region: 236-1405 (389 amino acids)
Molecular function (GO): calcium ion binding
Source: RefSeq, a predicted model, not a curated record
CCGGUAGCUCUCCAAGGGGUCUGCCUCAGCGCGUAAAAGUUGGGACGCACCGCGCAGCGUUUAUUAUCCCAGAGGCUCCCAUGUGCUUCACCGCGGUGGGACGUUUGACUCGGAUUUCUGAGAUUUUGACACCUCGUACACGUGUGGGUCGCCGACAGAUGAAAACAGAGAAGUUUUGGCUUAAGUUUCGGCGUUUUCCUUAAACCGGUCAUCUGUCCCGGGGCGCAAAGGGGACAUGGGUCAACUUUAUGGUGCGACACUGAUAACAUUUGGCGCUAUCUGUCUUGUUUUUCUAUGGGAAUCUGGUGCCAGCUCUAUCAGGACGACGUUUGGAGUGGACACCUCGGGGGAAGAUUGUCCAGAGAACAAGAUCUUGACAAUGGAGUAUCCCUGUGUCAGAGCUGGGGGGAAGAACAGCACGUGUUUCAGGAGGAAAUGCUGUGAAGGCUUCAGGUUUGUGAUGGGACAAUGCAUACCUGAAGGAGUGGAUGUGUGUGCCGGGUCACCCUGUGAGCAGCAGUGUACCGACAACUUUGGGCGGGUUGUCUGCACGUGUUAUCCUGGCUAUCGCUUUGACCGGGAGAGACACCGCAAUCACAAGUCUCCUUACUGCCUGGACAUCGAUGAGUGUGAGCAGUCAAGCAACAGUGUGUGUGACCAUGAGUGUGUGAACACAGUGGGCAGCUUCCUGUGUCGCUGUCACAGUGGCUACAUACUAGCACAAGACCAGCGCUCCUGCAUCACCACACACAACUUGAGUUCAUCGGGGAAGUCGGACACCCUGAUGAGCGCUGGCUCCUGCUCCUUCACGUGUCAGGAUUUUGUUAACAUGAGAAACAGUCUGUUGCAGCUUAAACUACGGCUAGGCAACACACAGUCACCUAACCAGGUGCCUGGCCUGGCCAACAGUAGUAAUAAGCCAUCACAGGGGAGGGUGGGGAAAGGUCCAGACAUUCAUAGUCUUCCUGGCCCACCCGGCCCUCCAGGAGCCCCUGGGGUCCCAGGACACCCAGGAGAGCCAGGAGAGAGAGGGGACCCAGGAGAAAGGGGUAUGCCUGGCCCUCACGGUCCACGGGGAGACAUGGGACCCAUGGGCCCAGAGCCUGACCUGAGGCAUAUCAAAAGAGGCCGCAGGGGGGCGGUGGGACCCCCUGGAGCACCAGGAAGAGAUGGCUUAAAGGGUGACAGAGGAGCCCCAGGUCCCAGAGGUCCACCUGGACCACCCGGCUCCUUCGACUUCCUUUUGCUCAUGAUGGCUGACAUCCGCAAUGACAUUAUCGAACUGCAGGAGAAGGUGUUCGGGGAGAGGCGGGGCAUCUCUCUGGACAGCCCACCCCACUCCAGUGGGGAAGCAGAUUUUGUGGACUGGGGUUCUGGACAAGGAGAUUAUAUGCUCAACACCUGACCUUUAAUUUCACGCUGAUCGCAAGUGACAUUCAAACCCAACCGGAUGUGAUCAGCUUGUUCAGAGCAAAGACUCUUUUAUCUUCCUCAGUUAAGGAAUGUUGUCAAAUGCUAAAAUGUUUACCAACUCUCACAGCUAGAAUGAGCAGAGUGAGGAGACUCGAUUGACUCUCGGCUGCUACAGACAGUAGCACAGAGAGAAAAAAGAAGAUAAAGAGGGAGAGCCUAUGAAAUUCUGAACUUCUAACCUAAGCACGUUUUCCCAUGCCGUGGGUCUGAGUGAGGGAUGUGAGGGAUGUGCGUGCAGAACAUGGGGUGGGGAUGAUGCAGCGUGUUGUGCUUGUAUGCCUGGGUCUCUGUGCUGUGCCUCUGAGCUCAACCACUUCAAACGACAGACUUUAUCGUCUUCAUCUCUUCCUGUUCCUGAGUCUGUCCAUGGAAGCUCUGCUCCUGCUGACAGUUUGCCUGCGGGGCCCUGGUCCAGACAAAAGACCCGGGAUCUGAGCUCUGAGCCUCCAGUGCACCUGUCUGCAGUGCACGGCUGCAAAGUUUGAGCUCUGCCGCCAGUCUGCACCCUGAGCCGUCCUCAGAGACUGAUUUAUGACUAUGGACCAUACGAUUACAUUAUAGGACAAACACAUUUCUCUAAAAAGUUCAGGAGCAAAAAGAAGAAUAUUUUCUUACUGACAUCUGAUAUAUUUUUGAAAUUGUGCAAAAAAAAAAAAAAAAACAACAAAAAAAAAACCAUACCAAAAUAUGAGUUUAGCAUUUUUCCACAUUAUAUGCACAUCCAAUUAUAAUCUAAGGAGGACACUCAUCUGUGAAAGAUACCACUUUUUUUUAUUUAACUUCUAAAUUGCCAGCCCAUGCUGUGGGGUUAGCAGACAGCUCUUUUACUGCUUAUUAUUUAAAGGGCAACUAAAACAGCUGAUUGCGUGCCCCUGUGCACAUGUAUGCAUGGACCAAGUGGUCUCAGUCUUGAUUAAGGAAAGAUGUGUAGACUGAAGGGCUUGCGAACAUCUGCUGGUCAGAAAUGAUACACAGUAUCGAAUCUCAAAAGACAAGGGUGUAGGCAAUCAAAACUUAAAAUAAAAAAGAGGAAAAUGGAUUUAUGCUACACAAAGGGCCAGCUGUUUGGUUCAGAGUAGCAAAGAAGGUGGCAGAGAUCCCACAUGAGCCAUUUACAGUGAUUUCUUUCUUUUUCCAUAUUCAAUCAGGUACUCUGACUGUGAACAUAUUCCUUCUUACAGCCUGGGGCAUCAGUUUUCUGUGGGAAUGGGAUGGUUACACACAUUGUUACACCUGGGAGCUGACCAGUGCUGGCCACUGGGCAGAUUGAAUCAGACAGGGUGGUCAAUGCUUUGCUCAAAGGAACUUUGAUGGUGGCUGAAGAAGGAGGUGAGAGUAUUGCUCAUUUCUUAACCUUCUGAGAUUUUUCAAGGCAGCCCAGGAAUUUGAAGCACUGUUGUUUGGUCACCAGCAGGCAGCAUGAACCUGUGAGGUUAAAGAAGUCUGUUUGUGACUGGAAGGUCUGUGGUUCAUCCUCAGAUGAGCUGGAAAGUUGUGAGCAGGGAAAGUGAAGUAUUUCCACGCUAUCCU